AUGGCAGAGGGGGCAGCGCUGGCAGAAAUGUCCUUCAAUAUCCAAGAGUCCGAGUUGGCUUGCCGAAAACGAUCACAUGAGGACUUCACGGACAACACCAAUGUGAAGUCAACCGCGAAAGCACAAAGGAAGAAGUUGACACCCGCUGAGCGAGAGGCGAGGGACAAGGAAGCGGCGGAGAAGAAGGCCCAGCGAGACCGAGAGGCCGCUGAGAAACAGAAGAAGAAGGAGGAGAAGGUGCGGGAAGCCGAGGAAAAGAAGAAGCAAAAGGAAGAGGAAGACCGCCUCAAAGCCGAGGAAAAAGAACAAAGGGACAAGAUCAAGGCGCAAAAGGCCCAGGAGAAGGAGGACAAGAAGCGGGCAAUUGAAGAGGCCAAGGAGAAAGAAGCACGCAAACAACCGAAGCUUAAAAGUUUCUUUGGUGGUUCCGUUGCGUCGAAGAAAGCCUCCAGUCUACCAACCCAAGGAUCACCGAACAAAGCAGCAACGAGCACAAUGUCGACCGUCUCAGAUGCGCCGUACCGAAAACUAUUCAUGCCAUACUGCGCCGGAACUCAUGUCACGAUGGCGCCGACUAUAAACUGCCGAAUGGACGGUGAAACGAAGGAGACAAAGGCAUCGAUACUUGAUGAAUACCUCUCGGGCACGCGCUCAAUUGAGAGCCGUCCCUUCAGGGCGGCUGAGUUGUUUCAGUCCUACGGGAAGCCUACGCGACGCGGGAAGCAACAAUACCCCGUUAGACACAUCAUGGAGGCGAUGUACAAAGACCUAGGGAAUGCAGGGGAUGCAGGACCAGAUGGACAAAACAAGACUAUGAAAGUGGCGCGACAAAAGCUGUCCCAAGUGCCGUUAAAAGUCAUCGCCUUCUCGCAGGACGUACGCCCUCCUUACCACGGUACUUGCACUUUUAAGCAAUUCGUGCUUGGCGAGAAGCACAUGAGGGGUCUCGCCAAAUGCUCAACAGGGAAGCUUCUGCCAUUAGACUACGACUACGACUCCGAGGCUGAAUGGCAGGAAGAGGAAGGCGAGGACCUGGAUGGCGAUGAUGAGGAAGAGGAGCUAGAUGAUGAAGACGACAUGGAUGGCUUCCUCGACGAUGCGGAAGACACUGGUCCUGCGCGACGAUUGUUCAUCAACACCAUGGAACCUGAGAGUACGGGAGUUUGUUUCGAAGGAAUGGGCCACCAAGCUGCCAACCCCCUGAUCCACCAACAUAAGAUGGAGAUGAUGAUCGAAUCACUCGACGAGACUGUUGGACUGGAUCCGUGGACCGCCACUUAUUGGUCGCCAGAGCCUAAAGCGCCUGUCAACUUGACCGAUCAGGCAUUGCACAUGCCUCCUCCGCCUGCGCCAGCUCAGAGCGACGCGUUCGCUGCCAUUAAGGCUGGUGCCCCUCCGCCCCAGGCGAAGCUAGUGAAGGCCGAGAUUAUGAACGAUGUGAAGAAGGCCAUACUCGACAACAAGGCGUUGUCGAAAGUUGGCAUUAUCGAUUUUGUCUAUCAUCAGUUCCGCGACAAUGCGUCGCGAACAGAAGUCAAGAACACGAUCGAGACGGUGGCCGAGAAGCAGGGUGCGGGACGGGCGAAGGAGUGGUGCCUCCGACCUGGACACGAGAUGGCUGUCUGA
Emericellopsis cladophorae is the source of this 1626-nucleotide messenger RNA. RefSeq names its product Chromatin assembly factor 1 subunit-like protein. The record is from RefSeq and is a predicted model, not a curated record. Gene Ontology annotation, cellular component: nucleus; CAF-1 complex. The coding region runs from base 1 to 1626 and encodes 541 amino acids. Gene Ontology annotation, biological process: nucleosome assembly. NCBI's taxonomy places the organism in Eukaryota, Fungi, Ascomycota, Sordariomycetes, Hypocreales, Bionectriaceae. The transcript has 3 exons.